AUGUGGAGACACUACUUGUAUGGUGAGAAGAUACAAAUUUUUACUAACCACAAAAGCCUGAAAUACUUCUUAACCCAAAAGGAGUUGAACAUGAGACAGAGAAGAUGCUUAGAGUUAGUAAAGGACUAUGAUUGUGAGAUUCUGUAUCACCCAAGUAAGGUGAAUGUGGUAGUUGAUACGCUUAGUCGGAAGGUAUCACAUUCAGCAGCACUUAUUACUGAGCAGGCUCCUUUGCUUAAGGACUUUGAGAGAGCUGAGAUUGCAAUUUUAAUAGGGGAAGUUACCUUACAGUUGGCUCAGCUGUCAGUGCAGCCGACCUUGAGACAGAGGAUGAUUGUUGCUCAGCUAAAGGACCCAUAUUUGGUUGAGAAGCGUCGCAUGGCAGAAGCAGGACAGGAUGAGAAGUUCUCCAUAACCUCUGAUGAUGGACUUAUGUUUGAGAGGCGUUUAUUCGUCCCAGCAGACGGUGCAUAG
Molecule: messenger RNA, 474 nt
Organism: Cucumis melo (muskmelon)
Lineage: Eukaryota; Viridiplantae; Streptophyta; Magnoliopsida; Cucurbitales; Cucurbitaceae
Exons: 1
Coding region: 1-474 (157 amino acids)
Source: RefSeq, a predicted model, not a curated record